Teleopsis dalmanni is the source of this 855-nucleotide messenger RNA. Its product is annotated as DNA repair protein XRCC4. NCBI's taxonomy places the organism in Eukaryota, Metazoa, Arthropoda, Insecta, Diptera, Diopsidae. Gene Ontology annotation, molecular function: DNA binding. Gene Ontology annotation, biological process: double-strand break repair via nonhomologous end joining; DNA recombination; response to X-ray. The transcript is spliced from 2 exons. Gene Ontology annotation, cellular component: DNA ligase IV complex; DNA-dependent protein kinase-DNA ligase 4 complex; nucleus. The record is from RefSeq and is a predicted model, not a curated record. Bases 30 to 740 code for a protein of 236 amino acids.
UUAUUUAUUAUAUUAAAAGAAUUUUCAAAAUGGCCGAGAACAUUUUUUUUAUUAAAGUCGACAAAAAAUCAACAUCUUCUGAAGAUGAAAAAUUUAACAUUUAUUUACAGUGCCGCUGGUUCGAAAGUUCAAUUGAACUGCUUUUAUGUGAUACACAAACAAAUAAAAGCUACAAGGUCGAAAUCGGGCAAGACGAAAUGUUUGAGUCCGCCUUAGAAUUAGAGAUACCAUUGGACAAAUUUAUAUCUGAAUGCAAAUAUGCAUUCACAGACAGCAAUGCAUCUGCUAGCUUUGAAUACGAGAUAGAAAAAGAAGAACCGAUCUUCAAACUUAUUAAAAAGACUGACUUCGAAAUUGUGUAUCUGAUGAACUACUUGACACCAAUUGACAGCAAUUUUGAAUUAUUAGAUAAUGCAAUUGGAUUCAUAAAUUCACAACGAGUAAAAAGAGAAUCUGCUUCAAGCCCAGUAAAUAAAGAACUACAGAAAUCUGAUGAAAAGUUAGAGGAAUUUGAUGCAAAAUUACAAACAUUGUUAGAAGAAAGAAGUAACGAAAAGGUAUCAUUGUACAAAAAAUUUGCUAUAAUCUUGAAUAGCAAAAAAGCAAAAAUUGCAGAAUUACAAGAAAAACUUAACAAACUUCAGUCAAAUAAUGUCAGUGGCAAUCAAUCAAUAAACGUAGACGAUGAUGAUAUUUCAAACAAUGUCUACGAUGUAGACACUGACCCGGAAGCCGACUAAGCAGCCGACUUUGUAUCGGAUACACCAACUUUACACAAGAAGCUUUCACAUAUUUAUUGAUAGUGCACAUUUAAUGUGAAUUUAAUGCAUAUUUUUUAUAUAUGUAUCUAUUUUU